AUGGAACGACAAGCAGUUCAAGGUGCUUAUGUGGCAGCAAGAGAUGCUCGUGAUGACGAGGGAGAUGUCAUGGCUCGGGAGGCGCGUCUGGCGGACCACAAGGCAUCUCUGGAUGCCAGAGAGCAAGAGAUCGCCCUUCGGGAGGAGAAACUCGAAGCCACUCUCCGUGCCAAGGAUGAGGAUUUGGAGGUUCUUGUGCGGCAGCGCACCAAGGAACUAGAGGACAAGCACGGAGCCGCCCUGGACGCCCUCGCCGCUGACCAUGUUGCUCAGCUGAAGAAGCUUACUGAAGAUCUAGAUGCCGCAUCUGCCGCCAAGACUGACCUUGACCGGCAGGUGGCUAAGCUGAAUGAGGAUCUAGCCAGGGGCGGCAAGGAGGUGGAGGCACUCAAAGAGGGGGCACGGCAGGCAGAGAUCCACUUGGCUGAUGUGCAGUCGCAGCUCUCCUCCAAGACCCAGAGCCUUGAGACUGCCAAUGGCAACAUCUCGGACAUGAAGGCAAGGAUCGACACAUUGGAGCGUUCGGCGGAGUCCCUUGAGUCCCACCAGCAGUUGCUGUCCAAGGAUUUGGACACCGCCCGGCGUCUCCGGCAAGAUGCAGAGGACAGGCUGAAGAAUCAGGUCGAUCUCGGUAACCUCUGGACCAAGAGCCUGAUCAACAUGGCCGAGCGUCUUGGUGCUCAGGCUGUGGUGAUGGGCAUGGACGGCCCAGUCUUCUCAGUUAGCAAGCAAGAGGUCCCAAUCGUCAAGCUGGGACUCUUCUUCAACGAGCUGAUCGAGAAGCUGCAAGUGCAUGAAGAGGGGAGGGCCAAGCGCUUUGCGACCGAGUCCCGGAAGCUUGCCCGUGACGCCCUCUACAUGGUCUUGAGCAAUAUCACCUGCCACCAUCCAGACCUCGACCUUCACAACGGAUUCAAGAAGCCGCCGGCGGGUGCCGAUGUCGCAGCCGCCAAGGAGAAAGCUGCGCCACGGGCCGACAGGGUUCUCCAUGUUUGA
Molecule: messenger RNA, 996 nt
Organism: Aegilops tauschii subsp. strangulata
Lineage: Eukaryota; Viridiplantae; Streptophyta; Magnoliopsida; Poales; Poaceae
Source: RefSeq, a predicted model, not a curated record